AUGUCGACCGAAGCUAUCAUUGCAUUGCUUGCUCUUUUCAUCGCGUGUGUUCCUGGUGUUCGGUUUUUGGUCAGUCAUAGACAAAGAAUCACCCAAUGGUGGAAUAGAGCCCGAGACAAUUACGAAUUUGGCAAUGAGUCAGAGCAUCUCCCAAUAAGCAAUGCGCAAUAUAACAUCUAUUCCACGGCCCAGUCCAAUCCCAGCCAUACUCGCAUCAAUAGAAACAAUCUGCCCCCAAAUGGUCCUUGGCUCCCAGUUUCUACCUUGGAGACAUAUUAUCCUACAUUACCCCUUAACAACCCGAUAUUCUCGCCACCAUCUCACCGAGAAAUAAGAAUAAUCAACGUUUCCCAAACAACGCAGGUAUUAGCAGGCCCUGGAAAAAUAGACACUCAUUUGCCUUAA
Messenger RNA from Aspergillus ruber CBS 135680, 405 nucleotides. RefSeq lists its product as uncharacterized. The record is from RefSeq and is a predicted model, not a curated record. NCBI's taxonomy places the organism in Eukaryota, Fungi, Ascomycota, Eurotiomycetes, Eurotiales, Aspergillaceae. The transcript has 2 exons. Bases 1 to 405 code for a protein of 134 amino acids.